CCGCUUUCGUUCUAUAUAUGAAUGUUAGCAAUGAUGAAUGAUGCAAAGAAACAGAAAUCAUUGAGGAAACGUAGAGUUGUGGAAUGUGAUCACCGCAACAAGGACACGCUGGAAUGGGUGUCGGCCAACUACAUCGUGUCGCCGGGCGUGUGCCUUCCCCGGUGCACCUUGUACCAGCAUUACCUGGACCACUGCCGCAGGAGCUCGAAACCGCCGAUGGGAGCCGCGGCAUUCGGCAAGCUCAUACGACAGAAGUUCCCGGCAGUUACGACAAGGAGGCUCGGAACGAGGGGGCAGUCGCGGUAUCACUAUUACGGUAUAGGCCUAAAGCCGACGUCCUUCUACUACGAUCAGGCGUACUGCGGCAAGGACAUUACAAGGUUCUCGGGUCAGAAGGUCAAGUGCAUUGAGGGAGAGCAGAUCAAACAACCAGCGCCUUGCACAAGCCGCAAGAAAUGGAUGUUUAUUCCUGACGUUCGAGAUUUGAGCCCUACAGAGACUGUCGAUUUGACAAAGGCGGAGGGCUUCCUGUCCAUGUACCGUGCACACUGUUGCAGCCUUCUUGAUGCCAUCCUGAUAGCUGACUUCAAAGCAGUUCAAGAUAUGGUACUUCACUUCUGGAGCAGCCUUCAGGAAGUGUUCUUGUCGUUGCUUCACAGUGCCAUUGUAUGUGACAUUGUAUCCGUGUGGGACGACUACCUCUACGCGGCAAUGCAAGAGAUUCUGACUCCCAGAGAGAUUCAGGAGCUACCGCAAAGUUUUCAACAGGAACUCAGCCUUUUCACAAGUCAGCUUCCCGACUGGCUGCGCAGUGUAAUUCCAGCUUCGCUAUUACUUCAAACAAAGAUCAGAGUUCUUCAGGAGUGGACCAAGGUUUUCAAGCGACAGAUGUCGUUCACAAAGCUGGCGCAGUCAUGUCGAAGUGUGCUAUCGAAUGCCUGCUACACGCAAAACAUGUUGGACGACUUGAGCAAGCUUGUAAUGGAUGAAACCGUCGAAGAAGCCUUCGCCUGCCUUCAGAAUGGCAGAACGGCAUCUGCCAUGGGAGUUGCUGAGUUGCUCUCGCUAUUGAAGAAGCACGCCUCGGUUGAAGACCUGACUGAAUGGAUGGACAUGGCUCUCGACAAUGCCGCCACCGAGGCAGGACAUAGCGGCACGAUGCAUUGUCGCAGCGUUAUAUACAAGGACUUCAUGCUUUCCUGGAUGCUGCUUUUCUCAGCCAUCAUGCGGCACUUGACCUUGUCCCGGGCUCAGAGCUUUGGUCAUGUCCACAUGUUACGCGUCAUGAUAGAGGAGUACAUGCUACUCGCCUUCGAGACGUCUGUUGGCAAAGAAUCUAGACUCCAAAGGCAGGAGAAACUGUUAACGUGGGCCAAGGAUCCAGAUGCUGUGCGCACCGGAAUGGCAACGUCGUACGCGGCUCUGAUUUUUCAGCGUGCAUGCUGAAUUCGUCGAACUCACUUCAGCAAUGUUGCUGUUUUAAAUAAAGGUAU
Rhipicephalus sanguineus (brown dog tick) is the source of this 1493-nucleotide messenger RNA. RefSeq names its product DNA-binding protein RFX6. The record is from RefSeq and is a predicted model, not a curated record. The coding region runs from base 22 to 1446 and encodes 474 amino acids. The transcript has 16 exons. Gene Ontology annotation, biological process: regulation of transcription by RNA polymerase II. Gene Ontology annotation, molecular function: DNA-binding transcription factor activity, RNA polymerase II-specific; RNA polymerase II cis-regulatory region sequence-specific DNA binding. Lineage: Eukaryota; Metazoa; Arthropoda; Arachnida; Ixodida; Ixodidae.